AUGCUGAAGUCAAAAAUAACUGCUAAAAGAACUUGCAAUGCUAUCAGUGUUAAAUUAAAGAAAGAAAUUUGUGAAUAUAUGAUGGUUCAUCAAAAUAAAGAUAAAUGGCUGAAUUUAGUUUCUGAUACAAUUGGAUUAGACAAAUUUUGUCAGUGUUCAACAAGAUUUCCUGAAUUUGAUAAAGCAAUGCAAAUAUGGACUGCACAAAUGGUUUCUGCCAGAAUGCCUUUAAGUGAUUUAAUUUUACAAAGAAAGGGGGGAUUUGCAAGAGGAUUAAAUAUUGAAAACCAAAUAAAAUGUGCAAAUGGUUGGAUAUAUAAAUUCAAAAAAAGAAAUGGUUUACAUAAAAUUAAAUAUUCUGGUGAGGCUAAUAGUGCUCCACUCCAAAUUCUUCCUGAAGAACGUUCAAAAUUGCGAUUUAUUUUAAGUCAAUAUAAUGAAGAUAUCUAUAAUGCUGAUGAGAUGGGAAUUUUCUUUAGGAUGCUACCCAACCAAACAUUAAGUACUGGCCCAAUUUCAGGAUAUAAAAAAGUAAAUUUAUUGAUUCAUUAG
Entrophospora sp. SA101 is the source of this 552-nucleotide messenger RNA. The record is from the annotation of a GenBank genome assembly. Lineage: Eukaryota; Fungi; Glomeromycota; Glomeromycetes; Entrophosporales; Entrophosporaceae.